AUGGGCAGCGAGUUCUCCCCCUCUACAGCAAACACAACGAUGGCUACGCUCCGCUCCGCCUCUGAAAUGCUUCUCACCUUUGAAUCUGCCUUCAGCAACGAUACCCAGGUCGACUUUGGCCAACUCCAGGCACUCGCCGACACCAGGAUUACACAGGGCAUCCUGUUCGGCACCCGCAUAGGCACAUCCGUACUUACUAUCAUCACCUUGUACAUGGUGUCGAAAAAUCGCAAGACGCCUAUCUUCAUCAGCAACUUCGUCUCGCUUUUCCUCGUCGCGCUCCAUUCGGCGCUCUACCUGGGCUAUCUGACUACGCCAUUCGCCUCUCUAACUUUCAACCUCACCCUGUUCCCAGACCUCAUUCCUCGGUCCAACUUGCACCUCUUUGCGGUCACAAACGUGGUCCAGGUGUUGCUCGUAGCCGCCGUCGAAGCGUCUUUGAUCCUCCAGGUGCGCAUUAUUUUCCACAGCAAUACCCUCAAGCCUGUUGGCAGGGUACUCGUCGCCCUGUCCAGUGUGCUGGCUGCAGCCACCACUGUACUUUUUUUUGUAUCUGCCGUGAAGUCUAUUAGGAGUGUUUACGCUGAUGUUCUUGCUAUCCAGGAUACGUUGUUCUUUAACCUUGCGACCAUUAUGUUGGCCACGUCAGUCAAUUUCAUGACUCUUCUACUAACUGUCAAGCUUGUUCUUGCAAUAAGGUCCAGAAGAUUCCUGGGCCUAAAGCAGUUUGACAGUUUCCAUAUUUUGCUCAUCAUGUCUUUUCAGACACUGGUCUUUCCUAGUUUGUUGCUAAUUCUUUCCUACGCGCUGAAUGGAAAGAAGGGAACCAACACCCUCUCAACGCUAGCCACAUUGCUCGUAACGCUAUCGCUGCCUUUAUCGUCUAUGUGGGCUACAUCCGCUAAUAACUCACCAAGGCCGUCGUCUGUGAACACGCGUUUCUCUCCGUGUCUCAGCGACAAUGGCUCCAGCAAGUUUGACAACCAUAGUCUCUUUUCUCACAGUAUGAAUUCAACGGCCUAUCAACGCCACGAAGAUCGCGCUUACGAUCUUUAUCCAAUUUCGAGGUCAGGAAACAUAGACGAGGACUAUGGAUACGGCAUGGAACCCCUUGACAAAGACAAUUGCAGAACACUAGCUGUCUCUGUAAAAUCGGGCGACACCAGCCCAGGUUCCAGCAGCCAUGGCGAGCUUUCAAGACUGCCCAGCUCUGACGCUAAUCAACAAACGCUAGAGACCUUGGAACGUGCAAUACAAGCGGGCUCUUUCACUCCUAAUACAGUAGAUGAUGAAGCAGCCCGCAGCUUUUGGGCCAAUGCUAAGCCCUGA
Lachancea thermotolerans CBS 6340 is the source of this 1329-nucleotide messenger RNA. RefSeq names its product alpha-factor pheromone receptor STE2 (gene STE2). Gene Ontology annotation, cellular component: membrane; G protein-coupled receptor homodimeric complex. The transcript has a single exon. Gene Ontology annotation, molecular function: pheromone binding; mating-type factor pheromone receptor activity. Gene Ontology annotation, biological process: G protein-coupled receptor signaling pathway. Lineage: Eukaryota; Fungi; Ascomycota; Saccharomycetes; Saccharomycetales; Saccharomycetaceae. The record is from RefSeq and is a predicted model, not a curated record. Bases 1 to 1329 code for a protein of 442 amino acids.